CCACCACUCCAAUUUCGCCGCUCUCUUUUCUCUCUCCUCUGCCUCCUCCUCCUUCGCUUUAUCUAUCUAUUCCUCUUGCACCAUAUCAGGAUCCUCCUCCUCUUCUUCCCACCGAUCAAACUAACAAGGAUCCAAACACAAACACAAAGCACGUUCUUUUGUCUUUGUCUUCAUCUUCGGUGAAUGAUCACUGAUCACUCAUCAUCAUCAUCAUCAUGGGGGUGUUACAGGAGAAGCUCUCUUCCUUCUACAAGAGCCGGUGGCUAGUGUUCGUGGCCGCAAUGUGGCUGCAGUCGUGGGCGGGCAUCGGGUACUUGUUCGGGAGCAUCUCUCCUGUCAUAAAAAGCUCCCUUGGCUACAACCAGAAGCAGCUCGCCAUGCUUGGCGUCGCCAAGGACCUUGGUGACGCCGUCGGGUUCAUGACCGGGCUUCUUUGUGAGAUCUUGCCCAUCUGGGGCGCGCUUCUUGUGGGUGCUGCUUUGAACCUUGUGGGAUAUGGCUGGGUCUGGCUUGUUGUCACUUCUCAAGUCCCUGUCUUGCCUCUCUGGGCUAUGUGUGCUCUUAUCUUUGUGGGAACAAAUGGUGAAACCUACUUCAAUACAGUUUCUCUGGUGUCUUGUGUACAAAAUUUCCCCAAAAGCCGGGGUCCUGUGGUGGGAAUUCUAAAGGGCUUUGCUGGGUUGAGUGGUGCAAUCUUGACUCAGAUAUAUGCACUGUUCCAUGCCCCUAAUCAAGCAUCACUAAUAUUUAUGGUUGCUGUUGGUCCAUCAUUGGUAGGAAUAGGUCUUAUGUUCAUUGUUAGGCCUGUUGGGGGUCACAAACAAGUUAGGCCAUCAGAUGGCAAAUGCUUCACAUUGAUCUAUGGUGUGUGCCUUCUAUUGGCUGCAUAUUUGUUGGGAGUCAUGGUUGUCCAAGAUUUGGUUGAAGUGAGUGAAACUGUAAUCUCUAUAUUCACUGGGGUUCUCUUGUUGAUCCUCCUUGUCCCAAUCGUUAUUCCUAUUACAUUGAGUUUUGGCCCGGAGCAAAGGCAUCCAGAGGUAGAAGCACUUCUUCCACCACCACAGAAUAAAGAAGCAGGGAAAUCUCAGCUGGAUUCUGAUGAAGUGAUACUGAGUGAGUUGGAAGAUGAGAAGCCUAAGGAAGUUGACAUGCUCCCUGCAUCAGAGAGGCAGAAACGUAUCGCGCACUUGCAACAAAGACUGCUCCAAGCAGCUGCAGAAGGAGCAGUGAGGGUUAAGAGGAGAAGAGGACCACACAGAGGGGAAGAUUUCACCUUGACACAAGCAUUGAUCAAAGCAGACUUUUGGCUUCUUUUCAUUUCCAUGAUCAUGGGUUCUGGAUCCGGGUUGACUGUAAUCGACAAUCUGGGUCAGAUGAGCCAGUCUCUAGGAUAUGACAAUGCACAUAUAUUUGUCUCCAUGAUCAGUAUUUGGAACUUUCUUGGCCGUGUCGGAGGAGGUUACAUAUCUGAGCUUGUUGUGAGGGAUCAUGCAUAUCCAAGGCCAGUUGCAUUGGCUGUAUUUCAACUCAUUAUGACUCUUGGGCAUGUUUUCCUUGGUAUGGGAUGGCCAGGGUCAAUGUAUGUUGGCACUUUACUAGUUGGACUUGGUUAUGGAGCUCAUUGGGCAAUUGUUCCAGCUACAGCCUCUGAGUUGUUUGGUUUGAGAAACUUUGGUGCUUUGUACAAUUUCAUUACUAUAGCAAACCCUGCAGGAACACUGGUUUUCUCUAGUCUCAUUGCCAGCACCAUCUAUGAUGCUGAAGCAGAGAAACAACAUCGCCAAAAUAUGAUGUUGCGUGUGCUGAAUGCUAGUGAGCCUCUAAAGUGCGAAGGUUCCGUAUGUUUCUUCCUAACUUCCAUGAUCAUGGCAGGAUUAUGCGUGGUUGGAGCAGGCCUAUGCAUGGUUCUUGUGUUAAGAACAAGGAUUGUUUAUGCCAACCUAUAUGGAAAAGCUUCUUCUAGUAGACUUCGAUUAUGAGAGUUUGGACUAUGUAUUUUGGUGUCUGUAUACUUGAGAAAUCAGUGUUGCUGAUUUUAAUUCAAGAAUGAUUGAAGAAGCUGAGCCAAGCAUCUGAUCUGAAUCUGUCUCCAGUGUGGAAAGCCAAAGAAGGGAUAAUUUUACUCAAAACAAAAGAAGAAAAAAAAAGUGUGUUUUGUCAAAUCUGUAUUCUUUUCCAUUUUUGUUGUGUUAUAUUCUUUCCUUUUGCAAGUAAAAGUUUGAUUGGCAUUGAAAUUUGACACUAAUAGGUUUCUACCCUUAUUCUAUCAGAAAACUUGCAAAAUAUUCCACUUGUUUUGUUACUAAGAAAACAAAAAAAGUUGUUCUCAUUAGUGGUAGAUUAUGUACUUUUAUUUUAUUAAAAAUUUUGACCGGAUAUUCCACAAGUAUCAAUGAAAGACUAUGAUUAGGUAGAGUCUUUUUA
This is a messenger RNA of Glycine soja, 2424 nucleotides long. Its product is annotated as protein NUCLEAR FUSION DEFECTIVE 4-like. The transcript has 3 exons. The record is from RefSeq and is a predicted model, not a curated record. Gene Ontology annotation, cellular component: membrane. Lineage: Eukaryota; Viridiplantae; Streptophyta; Magnoliopsida; Fabales; Fabaceae. The coding region runs from base 216 to 1979 and encodes 587 amino acids.